AUGAUGAGCUACGGCUUGGACUCGUUCUUCGCCGGCUCGGGCGGCGGCGGCACCUUCUACCGCAAGGAGGCCGGCGGGCGCUACGGGGCUUCGCGCUCAGGCGGCGGCGGCUCGUCGCUGGCGUCGAGCGGCUUCCACUCGCAGCAGUCGUGGUCGCGGGGCUCGACGGCGACGGGCUCGGGGGGCUACCGGCGGCUGGGGGGCGCGGCGGGGGCGCUGAGCCAGCUGGGCUCCUCGACGGAGAGCCUGGAGUCGUCGCUGAACGGGGAACUGCGGGCGCGCAACGAGAAGGAGGUGCUGCAGGCGCUCAACGACCGCUUCGCCGGCUACAUCGACAAGGUGCGGCAGCUGGAGGUGCAGAACCGGCAGCUGGAGGCCGAGGCGGCGGCGCUGCGGCAGCAGCAGGCGGGGCGCUCGGCCAUCGGCGAGCUGUACGAGCGGGAAAUCCGCGACAUGCGGGGCUCGCUGGUGCAGCUGAGCGCCGAGAAGGGGCAGCUGCAGCUGGAGCAGGAGCACCUGGAGGAGGACAUCGCCCACCUCAAGCAGCGCCUCGACGACGAGGCCCGCCAGCGGGACGAGGUGGAGGCGGCCACCCGCGCCCUCGCCAAGUUCGCCGACGAGGCGCACCUGGCCAAGGGCGAGCUGGAGAAGAAGCUGCAGGCCCUGCGCGACGAGAGCCUCUUCCUGCGCCGCAGCCACGACGACGAGGUGGCCGAGCUCCUCCACCACAUCCAGGGCAGCGGCGCGGUCCAGGCGGCCCUCGAAGCCCGCGACGCCUCCCUCAAGGCCGACGUCACCUCGGCCCUCAAGGAGAUCCGCGCCCAGCUCGAGGGACACACCGUCAAGAGCACCCUACAGUCCGAGGAGUGGUUCCGAGUGAGAUUAGACAAGCUGUCAGAAGCUGCCAGGGUGAACACAGAUGCCAUCCGCACAGCCCAGGAAGAGAUUUCAGAAUACCGCCGACAGCUGCAAUCCAAAACUACAGAGCUUGAAACUCUGAAAGGGACCAAGGAGUCUUUGGAGAGGCAGAGGGCCGACAUGGAAGAUCGCCAUCAUGUUGAUGUCCUGUCUUAUCAGGAGACAAUCGCACAGUUGGACAACGAGCUGAGAAAUACCAAGUGGGAGAUGGCAGCCCAGCUCCGGGAAUACCAAGAUCUGCUCAAUGUCAAAAUGGCCCUGGAUAUAGAGAUUGCUGCAUACAGGAAGCUUUUGGAAGGAGAGGAGUGCCGCAUGGGAGCAGGACUGGGACCAUUCCCUUUCCCUGAAGCCCUCCCCAAAGCUCCGAGCAUUUCCACUCACAUCAAGGUCAAAAGCGAAGAGAAGAUAAAAGUGGUGGAGAAGUCAGAGAAGGAGACGGUGAUUGUGGAAGAGCAGACAGAGGAAGUCCAAGUAACCGAAGAAGUCACUGAGGAAGAUGGAGGUGAGAAAAAAGAAGGGGAGGAAGAAGAGGAAGAGGAGGAGGGAGGGGAGGAGGAGGAAGAAGGAGAGGAAGAGAAAGAAGAGGAGGAGGAAGAGGCAAAAGAGGAGAAGGAAGAAUCUGAAGGAGGAGAAGGUGAGGAGGAGGAGGAGGCCGCAUCUCCAGAGAAAGGCAAAGAGUCUCCUUCAGCAGAAGCAGCUACAUCCCCAGGACAGGAGCCUGAAGAGAAAGAAGCAGCAGUCAAAUCUCCAGAAAAAAUUAAGUCCCCGACUAAGGAAGAAGCUGAAUCUCCUGCAGCAAAGUCCCCAGCAAAGGCUGCCUCUCCUACAAAGGAGGAGGCCAAAUCCCCUGCCAAAGUGAAGUCCCCAACCAAGGAAGGGGCCAAGAGUCCAGCAGUCAAGUCUCCUGAGAAAGUUCCAUCCCCCACCAAAGAAACAACCAAGUCUCCAUCAAAGGUUGCAUCUCCUACCAAGGAGAAGGACAAGUCCCCAGCAGUUAAAUCUCCAGAGAAGGCAGCAUCCCCUACAAAGGAAGAGGCCAAGUCUCCAGAGAAGGUCAAGUCUCCAUCAAAGGAGGAGGCCAAAUCUCCAGAAAAAGUCAAGUCUCCAUCAAAGGAAGAGGCCAAGUCUCCAGAGAAGGUCAAGUCUCCAUCAAAGGAAAAGGCCAAGUCACCAGAAAAGGAGGCAGCCCCAGAAAAGGAGCCAGCCAAGCCACCUCAGAAAGAUGCAAAGGCAGAUGUGAAAGAAGAGAAAGAAGUGGAGAAAGCUCCAGCAAAAGCAAAACCAGAAGAGAAGAAAGACAGCAAGAAAGAAGAGGAGCCCAAAAAGGAAACCACAGCUAAGGAUGUGCAAAAACCCGAAGUCAAGGUUGUGGUGGAGGAGAAGAAGGCCAAGACUGAAGACAAAGAAGACCAGAAGAAAGAAACCAAGCCUAAGGCACCUGCCCCUGAAGAAAAGAAGGAGGCAGCUGCUAAAGCUGAAGAGCCCAAAGUGAAGGAAAAGGAACCUGCCAAACCAGCAACAAAACCCAAAGAAGAGCCCAAGAAAGAAGAGAAAGCAAUAAAGAAAGAGCCUGAGCCAAAACCUCAGGAGAAAGACACAAAGGCCAAGGAACCAAGCCAGCCAGCCAAGAAAGAAUCUGAGAAACCAAAGGCAGAAGAGAAGAAAGAGGAACCCAAGAAAGAGAAAGCUGAACCCAAGAAGGAGCAGGAAGAGAAACCCAAAGCUGAACCCAAGUUUAAAGAAGACACCAAGAAGGAACCCAGCAAAGACACCAAGGAGGCACCCAAACCAGAGCCUGCAAAAGAAGCCCCCAAGGCAGCCAAGCCCAAGACGGAGAAAGUGGAGAAGUCCUCCAGCACAGACCCCAAAGACAGCAAAACCACUGAGAAAGUGGAGUCAGCUGAGAAAGCAAAGAAGUGAAGAGAGGCCCUGGAGGUGCAUGAUGGACCCCCUUGAGGAACUGCAGAGGGUCUCCCUGCCCCAGGGCUGGCUCCCGCUGCCCUCCAAAGAUCAGACUUUGCUUAGGUGAGCAGCCAUCCCUUUCUCACCGAGGCAUGUUAGCAAUAUGUUUAUGUGAAAGAAAAAAUUAAAAACCCUAAUCAAGCAAUGAAACAAGCCCCCCCCCCCCAACCAAGGGGGGUUUGGUUAUGUUAUGAUAGCUUCCGUAGCAGAAUGUGAUAUACGCAGAAUGCCACAUUUAAACACUUGAAUUAUUUACAGGGGAGGGGAGGGGAACCCGGAAUAAAACUUGACUGCCCUUUUUCUAAUAAGUGCAUUUAUUUACCUAAUGGGCAACCAAGGGUCGAAUGCAAUAAAUGAAUGUAGAACUGGGGGAAAAAGAAGAGUUAAGCUCUGAAAGAUGUACAAUAGGCUAGAGAAUUCCAAAAUGAUCUAAAAUGCCUUGUCUUCAUACACCACACACUUUUGUCAUCAUCAUUUAAACACUUCAUCCCUAGCUAGUCUCAGGAGGAAGAAUGUUCAGGACACCCCUAUGCUGC
Molecule: messenger RNA, 3416 nt
Organism: Heteronotia binoei (common prickly gecko)
Lineage: Eukaryota; Metazoa; Chordata; Lepidosauria; Squamata; Gekkonidae
Gene: NEFH
Product: neurofilament heavy chain
Exons: 4
Coding region: 1-2838 (945 amino acids)
Biological process (GO): axon development
Cellular component (GO): neurofilament; axon
Molecular function (GO): structural constituent of postsynaptic intermediate filament cytoskeleton
Source: RefSeq, a predicted model, not a curated record